Messenger RNA from Pangasianodon hypophthalmus (striped catfish), 5866 nucleotides. Its product is annotated as myosin phosphatase Rho-interacting protein. The record is from RefSeq and is a predicted model, not a curated record. The transcript has 23 exons. Lineage: Eukaryota; Metazoa; Chordata; Actinopteri; Siluriformes; Pangasiidae. Gene Ontology annotation, cellular component: actin cytoskeleton. The coding region runs from base 210 to 5015 and encodes 1601 amino acids. Gene Ontology annotation, biological process: actin filament organization. Gene Ontology annotation, molecular function: actin filament binding.
GCAGAUCCACCUCAGCGUCAGAGCAGGUCGUGUUGUGUCUCUGUGCUGCUGGUGGUGAGCUGUUCUUGACUCACGCUGUGUUUUGCUCAUCAGUGUCGCCUCCCCUGUCACAGUGAGGAAACAGCUCUUUCCACUCCCGCUUUAAAUGGAUGUAACCUGGGCCGGCAGACACUAACAGCUUGUUGACUGAAACAGAAAUAGGAAGAACUAUGUCGCUGGUGAAAAUGGAGGUUUCGUGUAAUAAGUUCCAGGCGAACGUGUUCGACCAAAGCAGAUGUCAGAACUGCUUUAAAUCCCGCGAGCUGCACGUGACGACGCGCGAGGAAAUGGAGCAGCUAUACUAUAUCCAUAUUUUACAGGUGAAACCCAUCUAUGCAAGCUGGCUCUGCCUUGCACCUGAAGGGUUGGAUUUCGACAGUCCAAUGCAGCGGUCCAGGAAAUGGCAGCGUCGCUUUUUCAUCCUGUAUGAGCACGGCUGCUUAGAGUUUGCUCUUGAUGAGUUGCCAAGUACAGUUCCCCAAGGAACUGUGAACUUGCAUCAGUGCACUGAUGUGAUUGACGCAGAGGACAGGACAGGACAGAAAAACACACUGUGCAUCAUCACUCCAGACCAAGAGAUUUACAUCCGUGGAGACAGCAAAGAGAUCAUCAGUGGUUGGUGCGAGCAGCUUCUAGUUUUCAGACAGACCAAUGAACAAAGGCGAAGGAAAAAAGGAAGCAGGACGCCUGUUCCCUCACAGGAGGAAGCAUCUAUAAUAAAACCUGUGUGCAGCAUUGGAGCUGCAUACACAGGAACAGUAGAAGACAAUAAACUACGUUACCCAAGGGAGGAAGAUGAACCAAGUGAGAAAACUGAGGAUAUGAACGUAGGCCAGGAUGUGAAUGUUACCACCCCUGAUUCUGAUUCCCUCGGCUCAGGAAAGUUGAAAACUCAUGACAUUAAUCAGGAGACCUUCAGUGUAGACACACAUCAAGCUGAGGGUGGUUCGAGCCUUCAGUUGUCCUUUCACCAUCAUCCGACAUCUGUCCACAGCCCUGAGCCGUGGAGAACUGUGACCCGUGACCUGUCUCCAUCUGAUUUGCCUCUCAACAGCAGUGCUUCCCACUCUCUACAUUGGCAAGAGGAUGAUGCAGAGAACUGUGCUAAAAAACAUACUAUGUCCUCAUCAUUAGCAAAGCAUAUGACACAAGACCAAGAAAAUACUGAAGAACUCCAUGCUGGGACACAAGAAGAUAAGAACGGCAAGGAUUCUUGCUUCAUCACGUGCAGCAUGCCUGGGGAUGAGUGUUGGACUAAUGAAAAUGAAAAACAGUGUAAAAUGUGUCCAGAGUGCAGCAGCAGAAGUCAAACUGGCCACAUCCAGAACACGGAGAAGUCUGUAGGACUGCUGGAAGCACCACAAAGCAACAUUCCUCCUCUGAGAAGACUGCAGACAGUGGAAAUCAAAGCUUCAGAGUCUACCAUGACGCCAGACCUUUUGAACUUCAAAAAAGGGUGGCUCUUCAUGGAUGACCAUGAUCGGUGGAGGAAGUACUGGUUUGUGCUGUCUGCUCAUAGCCUACGUUAUUACUUUGACUCUGGAGCAGAGGAGGUAUCACAACUAGUAGGAGAAAUUGACCUGACUACUUGUCACAGAGUGACUGAGCUUCAUGAUCAGAGGAACUUUGGCUUUGAACUAUGGACUCAUAGAAUGGUCUACAAGUUGGCCACUACAACUGCUGGGAAGCGACAAAACUGGAUCCAGGCUCUUACAAAGAAUAUUCAGGACCAGAAUGCCCCAGAUGUUGCCAGCAUUCCAGAUAACUGUCCAUCCAGAGUGGGCCCUCACUCUGGGCCAGAUGUUACUCAAGAAUCCAUGUCUCUGUCUUGCCCUGUCAAUGAAAAGUGCUGCACAAAACAGAGAUCUGAUCACUAUAGGAGGCGCCGAGGCCGCCCUAAAACUUCCCGCUGGACUGAUAUGUUAAUCCAGGAAGGGACCAGAGAACAAGAGAGGGUAGAGCAGAAUGCAGAAGAGAGCAUCAGUAGGCGGAGGGGAAGAGAGGAGCGCAGGCAAAGGUAUGCCAUCGUGAUGGGGUCCUCAGUAUGCCCCUUAGAUGAGAGGAACAGCUCUACACAGGAGAAUCAGCAGCAAGAGAGAAUGAGGGAGAUUGAAGAAUGUUGGCUGCAGGUGGAGAAGAUGGCUAUCAGAGAGGAGAAGAGGGUGCUGCUUUACCCAGAAUACCAGAGUGAGGACUCUGUUGAGCUGAAGAAACUUCUAGAACAUUACGGGAAGAGAAUGGAGGAACUGACUGUCCGGUCAGAGUCAGCAAAUCAGGAAUACUCACAAGAUCAUGCACAUGGCACAGACUGGAGUUUGGGGCAGGAACCAACAUGUGAUCCUGGAACCGAAUGGGAACCUCAGAAGAUAGGUCCAAAUAAACAAAAUCCCAGUCUGACUGACAAGUACCAAGAGCCCAAAGGGCUUGUGAGUUUGAAAGAUCUAAGAAGACAACAGAUCAGUGACCUCCUGGACCUUUAUCCUUUAUCCCAGUCCAACUCUGAAUUCACAAAUGAACCUAAAAGAAAGAGUGAAUGCAAUCUGUUGCAUCAGGGAAUUACUUCUGACAAACCCAUUAAGAGCCUCAGUUCACUUGGUUUGUGCCAGGCAAGCAGAGACUUGGGAGAUGACCCUACUUGGGCCAGAAUGUUCAGUGAAAGAACUGCGCUGAUGAUAAGAGAAGGUACUGUUUCAGAUCAAGCCAUGGUGAAGCUGUUAUCUCAGGAAGCUGAAUUCCUGACUAGACAAAAUGAGGCCCUUAACCAGCGGAAUCAAGAACUGGUAAACCAGCUAGCUGAAGCAGACCGAGAGAUAGACAGGCUUAAGGCAGAGCUUUUCUCUCAACCAAAUGGCCACCAGCCAGAACUGGAGUCCAUAGUGGAGUGUUUGGAAUUGGAAUUGGCCAGGAGCUGUGGGCAACUCCAGGAGGCACAGACUCAGCUAGCAGAAAUGGAGGAUAAUCUGAAAGACACUCAUCAAACUCUGCAGCUGAAGGAGGCUACGCUUAGAGGCCUGGGCUUGUUAAACAUGGACAGUGAAUACAAAAUAGCAUUUCCAGAAAUAAUUGAUAGACUCCAUCAGUGUGUGCAGGUGCUGGAGUUCAAAGUCUCUGAGUUGGUGAGCCAACAAUGGCUUUCAACUCUGACAUGUAAGGAACUACAGACCCAGAACACCUCUCUCAUGAAAUUAGAGGUUCAGAAUAGUCAGAAGAUAAUGGAGGAUGACACGAAAAACAUGAUGUUGGAAAGAGAGCUAGAAUCUAAUAUACCUCUGUGUGAAGGAUUGGCACACACAAAAGACGAGCAGCAUCAGAACAGAAUAGAAACAGUUGAAGUAGCAUUAAAGAAGAGGUCCAAUGUGUUUAGUUUGUUAAUAGAGGUCAUCCGUCAACUAGCUGGAAAUGAGAUGCCAGAAUCUGUCUCAGAACAUGAGACUGCACAGAUGAACCCCAAAGUGUUAAGGAGGCUACAAUUGGAAAAAGACAUUUGGGAAAGCUUUGUGAACACUUUAAAGAGCGCUACCUCUGAUAACUUGGAGAAUGAGGAAGCUGCCUGUCUACUACGGAGUGCCGAGAUGAAACUAGGGGAAGUUAAAAUGUACCUUUCAGCCCUCAGCAUUUACAAAAGUAUCAGUUGUAACCCACUAACCCUGAGCAGCAAUUCAGGACCAGAUAAUUCAGGCAAUACAUCUUCAAGUAACCCUGACAUUAUUGGUAUAAAUGAUGGAAAAAUGGAGAAGGAACAAAAUAAUGUUAUGUGGAAAGGUCUGAAAGAGCACAUGGAGAAGAGAUUGAUCCUGAUUGAUCAUGUAACAUCUAAAUUGGAAUCAUUUACCAAUAAUGAAACUCUUUCUGAGAUAACAAGGCAGUUUCAGAAAACAAAUACAUUCUAUCCUAUAAUCAGUGUUGUCAUGGACAUUAUGGCUGCUUAUUUGGUAGAGAAGCUGAGUCAUUCUGUAAUAAUGCAAAAAUCUGUAGCAAUACAAACUGAAAACCAAGAGAUGCUGGAACAGAACAUCAUGGCUGUUAAUGAAAAACCUGAGGUCAGUGAAGGCACUGGGAAAGAAACUAUUACCUAUUUGAAAAGUCGAAUUAAGGAACUGGAGCACCUGCUAUCUGAGAGACUGACAUCUCUACAGCAGCAACACGAAAAGGACAAGGAGAGACUCAAGGUGGACAUAAUGGCUGGAUUUGAACAGGGCAUCACCUUGUUGAGGGAGUCUCAUAGGAAAGCCACAGAAGUCCUUCUCCUCAAACACCAGCGGGAGCAGGAGUUGUUAAAGGAGGAGAAAGAAAGACUUCUAACUGAAGAAGUGGCCGCCUGUCUCACUGUUAUAGAAACUAUGAAGAGAGCCCAUAGCUCAGAGCUGGAGAAAAUGCUUCAGAAGGCAUGUCGGGAGAAGACCUAUAGCGGUGGCACAAAUAUUGACGUGAUACUGAAAAAUCACAGUGAGGAGUUGUCAGCAGUUCAGAGGGAGCUGGAUGCAUUGUCUGAGCAGUACACGCAAAAAUGUCUGGAGAAUAUGCACCUGGCUGAAGCUCUGCAGGCAGAGAGAGACGCUCUACAGCAGUAUCAGUGCCAGAACCUAGCACUUAGUGCUCACAAUCAGGAGCUAACUAGUCACCUUGCUGAGGAGAUCAUGAGAUUGUCAACAGUGGCAAAGGAUGGUUGUAAUCAUGAUAGGGAACAAUAUGAACUGAUGAUCAAGCUCCAGGUAAAAGAGUUCUGUCAGGAACAGGAAAUUGACAUUUUAAAAAAUGAACUCUAUGCUGCCAAAAUGGAUCAAAAAGUUGCUUCAGAGAGAUUCCAAGAAAUUCAGACAGAACUCAACUUGGUCAAGGAGACAGCAGAACAACAAAUUUCACAGCUGAAUGAGAAUCUGAGACUAGUUUAUGAGGCCUUAGAAGAGUCUAUAAAGAAGACGACGCCAGCUACUCCACUUGCUGCUUCCUCCCAGCCUGUGCUAUUUAAAAGCUGACAAAUAUCAUGUUACACUAAAUUUUUCCAUACCUGAUAUUUAAAAUGCAAUAUUAAAUUUUAUUAGGAUAUCCAUAAAGUAGCUUGUGAAGUUUAUCAGUGCAAAUGAAGAGAUCAGACAGCCUUCAAUUGGUGUAAAACUAAUCAAAGGAUAAAAUUUUUAGAUUUGUGUCCAUCACAGAAUGUUUGUUAGGUUUCUGUAUCAUAGCAAGGCAGACACAGUGUUUCCAUAAUGAAUAUCUACACUCUAAGAGAAGAAGGGUUCUUUGGAUAGUUAAUGAGUUUUGGGUUAAAUGGGUUCUACAGCACGGAAAGAUACACACACAUCUGAUGCAUGCAUAAAAUAUUUAAGGGUUUAACAAGAAGGCCAAACCAGCAAAUACUUUUUCUUAGAAUCUAAAUCAUGAUGUCGAUUUUGUAUCUUUAUUUUUUGUACAAAGCUUUAAAGAUCUUUAAUUAUGAACAAAGUUAGUUAAUUGUUGCAGUCAAAAUGAAAUCUUGCAAAUGGUGUUUACCUCUCAGUCAGAAGAUAAUGUAGCAACAUAUUCCUAUAUAUACUGUAUGCUAUACAUCUAAAUAUGUGUUGUAUAUUUCUGUAUUAAUUUUUGUUUUUGUGGUAUAAUAUAAUUUGUUUUGUUAUAUGAGAGAGUUUGUACUGUGAGGGAGGUGGUAGGCAAGGGCAAAUACCAUUUAUUGGGUAAGACAUUGGUUUGAUGGUUAAAAAAAAUCUAAGUAAGCUGUAUAGUGAUUUAUUUAACUAAUUUGAUUCUGUUCACAGAGGUAACUGAAGUUCUGUUAAAGUACACAAUUUAAAUUUCACAUUUAUUUCAUAUUAAAGGUGGAAAUACAAAA